Messenger RNA from Capsicum annuum, 1996 nucleotides. RefSeq names its product lysM domain receptor-like kinase 3. The coding region runs from base 495 to 1871 and encodes 458 amino acids. Gene Ontology annotation, molecular function: ATP binding; protein kinase activity. The record is from RefSeq and is a predicted model, not a curated record. NCBI's taxonomy places the organism in Eukaryota, Viridiplantae, Streptophyta, Magnoliopsida, Solanales, Solanaceae. Gene Ontology annotation, biological process: protein phosphorylation. The transcript has a single exon.
UACAUUAAAAUACUAAAAAGUCAAAAUUUUCAGAGCCCAAACCCAAGCAGCCAAAUAUUUAUAAAAUAUCUGUUACCUUAGGAUAUUUUUCAAGAAAAUGUAUAAAAUUCAACUAAUAAAGAGCUGAAGAAAAAAAACAAGCCAAUCAGUCUUUAUUGAGUUCUCAUGUGACUUCUGUCUCACUCCAAUCCAAGAAAGUGACAACACUAACAGAAAAAUACUAAAAACUUACCAACAGAAUAAGCCAUUUUUUCCAAACAAGACCAAAGACUCGAUCUUUCACACGCACAAAAAAAAGCAUAACUUUACCAAGUUACAACUAUGAUCAAAUAGCUCAUGUCAUCACCAACCGCCUUCAUAUGACAAAAUUCUAACAGCAACAUCAACAAUUACGUCUCAAUCUCAAACUAGUCGAGAUCACAAAUUCAAUUUCGAAUUGAAAACAUAUAAACGAAAUACAUACAUAGAUAGAUAGUUACCUUUCCAUUUCCUUCAUGUGUGGAUCCAGGAAGAAGUUGAGCAAUCAAGUUAUAGAAUCAACCCAUAAACCAAGAAAAUCUUCUUCAUCCUCCAAGAAUUCAAGCUCACCGAUGAAAAAGUUAUCGUCUUUAAACGACCAUCAUCAUCAAUCAUCGCCGUCGAGAAGCCAUAAUUUGAUCUCCCCGAAUGGAUCAACAGAAAGUUUCAUACUGAAAAACUUACAAAACUCGCAAUCAUGGGCAUCAUCAUCAAAGUCAAGUCAUCAUUCAUUAUCAAGCCUGAAAGGUGUAUUAUUCCCUGAACAACCACAUAUAUACAAUUUCAAUGAAAUUCGUUCCGCUACUCAAAACUUCCUAAAAAAUCCACUUUCGUCUUCAUCAAAAUCAACAUCCUGGCGUUGUGAUCUUCGCGGUCAAGAUGUCGUUGUUAUACAACGAAAAUUCAGACGAUAUAUGGAUACUGAUGAGCUUGUUGAUCAAGUAGCUAUGAUAUGCAGAAGCCAUCAUUCUAGCUUAAUUCCACUUAAAGGAGCUUCAGUUUCUGGGAAUUAUAUAUAUUUAGUGUAUGAAUAUACACAAGGUGUUAAUUUAUCUGAAGCUUUGAGGAAUCGGAGAAACCCUAAUUUCACAGUUCUAUCGAAUUGGUUAUCGAGGAUUCAAAUUGCUUCGGAUGUUGCUCAUGGAUUGGAUUAUAUUCAUCAUUCUACUGGAUUAGGGUUAGGGUUUGUACAUAAUCAUAUAAAAAGUAGUAGCAUUAUUGUUACUGAACCUUCGUUGAAUGCGAAGAUUUGUCAUUUCGGUACGGCGGAGCUUUGCGGCGAGACGAGGAUCCAGAUUCAGGAUCCGAAUAGUGAAAACGGGUCGAAAAAGUCGGAGAUUCAGGAUCUGAGUAGUGAAAACGGGUUGAAAAAGUUGCCGGAGCUGAAGAGAAGCGGAAGUAAAGGAGUGAAAUUGGAAGGAACGAGAGGGUAUAUGGCGCCGGAAUUUCAGUGGACGGGAACAGCGACGGUGAAGAGUGACGUGUACGCCUUCGGCGUGGUGGUAUUGGAGUUAAUCUCCGGUAAAGAGGCGAUGAAAUACGAAUUCGAUGAACAAACUGGCGGUUAUAUUAGGGUUUCGGUGAUUGAGACGGCGGCGAAGGCGACGGCGGAAGGCGUCGGCGGCGGAGGGUUAAGGGGCUGGGUGGAUAAGCGGUUGAAGGAUUCGUACCCGGUGGAAGUGGCGGAGAAAUUGAUUCGGGUCGGGUUAGAAUGUGUGGAGACUAACCCGAAUAAUAGACCGGAUAUGGGUCGGGUUGCGGGUCGGGUUUCGCAAUUGUAUUUAGAAUCGAAAGUCUGGGCUGACAAGUUUGCUCCACUCACUGAUUUUACUGUUUCUUUGGCACCUCGAUAGUAAUUUUUUUGUUUUUUUGAUAUCUUUAUUUUUUAUUUCAUUUUUUUAAUAAGAGGAAUUUUGGAAUAUUGAAUACAUUAAACAUACUUUAAAUUGUAAAUGAAACAAGAUUACUUUUAGAAAAA